Messenger RNA from Chroicocephalus ridibundus (black-headed gull), 2112 nucleotides. RefSeq names its product transmembrane protein 50A (gene TMEM50A). Bases 365 to 838 code for a protein of 157 amino acids. Lineage: Eukaryota; Metazoa; Chordata; Aves; Charadriiformes; Laridae. The transcript has 7 exons. Gene Ontology annotation, biological process: late endosome to vacuole transport via multivesicular body sorting pathway; protein targeting to vacuole. The record is from RefSeq and is a predicted model, not a curated record.
GCGCGGGGGGGCGGGGAUGGCGGAUCUCGUGGAGCUCCCCGGGCGGGACGGGAGGCUCGGCCGACGCCUUCUCCCCCUCCCAGAUGGCCGUAGCCCCGGCGGAUGCGUCCGGCCUGGGGCGCGGGAGGGCGACGGGGCCCCCUCUGAGAGCUCGGAGCUGUGAGGCCGGCGGUGCCUUCGCUUCAGCUGUGAGGCCGGAGCUGUCUGUCUUCACCUCAGCUCCGGGGCCGGAGCUGUCUUGGCCUCAGCUCCGAGGCCGGCGCCUCGCCAGACGUGUCCCGGGUGGGUGUCGGUGGGCAGGCUCUGUCAGCUGUUCGUCCCUCAGGAAGGGACCCUGGCUGUGGGAUUUUCAGAGCGCUGAAAAAUGUCAGGUUUUCUUGAGAGCUUGAGGUGCUCGGAGUGUGUUGACUGGGGAGAGAAACGAAACACAAUCGCUUCUGUUGCUGCGGGAGUGCUGUUUUUUACAGGUUGGUGGAUAAUCAUAGAUGCAGCUGUAAAAUACCCAAAAGUGGAAGAUUUCAACCAUUCCUACCAUGCUUGUGGGGUUAUAGCCACUAUUGCAUUCCUAAUGAUCAAUGCGGUGUCUAAUGGACAAGUGCGGGGGGACAGUUACAGUGAAGGCUGUCUGGGCCAAACAGGUGCUCGGAUCUGGCUGUUCAUUGGGUUUAUGAUGGCUUUUGGAUCUCUGAUUGCUUCCAUGUGGAUCCUUUUUGGAGGCUAUGUUGUUAAAGAAAAACCAGUAGUAUACCCAGGAAUAGCUGUGUUUUUCCAGAAUGCAUUCAUCUUUUUUGGAGGACUGGUCUUCAAAUUUGGUCGCACGGAAGAUUUGUGGCAAUGAACACGCCUGUGGAAGUGCGUUGGCCAUGCUGGGUUUUUAACUGCACAGACCCAAGAUUUUGUAAAAGCGUUUUGUAAACAGUGACCUUCAAUUGUGUCUAAAGAUGAAACAAGGCAAACUUCAGUCAUAGCACUAAAAAUUCCGGUUCUAUUCUGAUUAAUUUUUUUACUCUUGUAUGUUGAUUUAAAUGUUGUCAUGUUUUUGACAAAUGUGCAAUUGCUACAAGUAACAAUGGAAGUCACUUUUAUGAUACGAUGUUUGCUACAAGUAGUGUAGUGGAAAAUGGAUGUAUUUAACCAGCUGUUUCUAUGAUGGUAUUUACAAUCCAAGACUUACUAAAAAUGCUUUAAACCAACUUUUUAACAUAUAUUUAUUAAAUAUUUCCUAUAUCUGGGCAAUAUAACCAUUUCUUCAAUUUCAAAACUUACUGGUGUGUGGCUUUUCUUGCAUAAUACGGAGCAAUGCUGCUUUGGGAUGUUUUUUCCCCCUCCCUGAAUAUUUAAUUUAUUCUAUGGCAAUAAUGAGUAACAACUUGCUGGUGCUGUGGAUGACAUUGUAGAGGCACAAGUACAAAUUGCAUAGUGGCUCUAGAGGGAAGGAACUCAUCCACAAAGCUUUCUUUUCUAACUGCUGUAAAACAAAGGAAGAGACUCUUCAGAUCAGAGUUGUGGCUCCAGGAAGAGGGAACAGCCACUACCAGGGAAAAUUUUGGUCGCUUCAGAUAGCUCUUCUGUUAUCUGCCCUUUCCUAUACGUUCACCUAAGCUUGUUGCUCAAAAAAAUCAGUGAUAAGAGACGUGGGGAAAAGGGAGGGAAUACAAAACUAUUCCUUAAAAGCACUCCUGUGAGAAAACAGCAGAAGUCAUUUGUGGUGCAGAAGUUUCGGGUUAGUUGCUGGAAAGUUAAAGUGGAGAACACAAAUUGAGCCUAUUAUAGAGGCAGUACGUGUUAACUGGGAGAUAACGCAAAAGUGUGAAUGUGCAUCUUGAACAUCCCUGGCAGCUGGUGGAUGAACUCAGCCGAUCGCUGGCUAGUCUGCGACCUGGAAAGAAGAAAAACUGACCUUUCCUCUGCAAGUAAUUUUUCAUUACUUGAAACCUGUCUCACACUUCGCAGUGAUCCACUUUGCCGCAUCCCUGCUGAACGAAUUGAGGUCAGCGUGCAUCACUGCAGCAAACAUCAAACAAUUCACGCUUUGUCUUCAAUGUGACAUCUUUCCUCAUUACUUCAUUUUUAAGCUAGUGUGCUGAAUAAAUAAAAACAAUCAAAUUUCAA